Molecule: messenger RNA, 847 nt
Organism: Rhodamnia argentea
Lineage: Eukaryota; Viridiplantae; Streptophyta; Magnoliopsida; Myrtales; Myrtaceae
Product: pre-rRNA-processing protein TSR2 homolog
Exons: 4
Coding region: 54-647 (197 amino acids)
Biological process (GO): maturation of SSU-rRNA from tricistronic rRNA transcript (SSU-rRNA, 5.8S rRNA, LSU-rRNA)
Cellular component (GO): nucleus
Source: RefSeq, a predicted model, not a curated record
GACCAUCUCAAGCGUAGAGAGAGAGAGAGAGAGAGAGAGAGAGAGGAAGAGAGAUGGAACCUCCGAGGCAGCUGCCGGAACAGGCUGCGCCGAUCUUCAGGGAAGGCAUAGCGCUGACGCUCUCCAGGUGGUCGGCUCUUCAGAUGGCGGUCGACAACGAGUGGGGCGGCCCCAACUCGCGGCAGAGGGCCGAUGAGCUCGGUCACGAGAUCUUCGCCUGGUUCACGCAAUCGAAAGAACCGCUUUACUUUGACGAUUUGGAAGAUCUUCUGCACGACGCCAUGAUUUCUCUGAACACUGUGGCCGAAGAUGGCAGUGUCGAGGAGGUAGCGGAGAAGUUAUUGAUCAUGCAUGAAGAAUGUCUGGAAGGGAACUUCACAGCUAUUGAGAAACUAAGGGAGGCUUCUUUGAAGAGGGUAGCACCUGCGCAUAUCAAGCAGGUUGUUGAAGGAGAAGAAGAAGAAGAAGACAGCGAUAGUGAAGACAUGAUGGACGAUUCGCCAUACAUGAUGGUGGAUGCACCAAAAGCUCAGCCGAGCCCAACUGCAGUCAACAAAGCUGGAGACGAGGGGAGGCCACCUCAGACAGCUGAUUCAGAUGGAUGGACAGUGGUUAGUUCAAGAAAAAGUAGGGCUAAAAAGUUGUAACACCGACCUUGUCUAAGGUUCUGCGAGUAUGUAUGGUGUAGUUUGUUGCUACUUCUCUUCUUGCCAAGUUCAAAAGUGAUCAUUAAGGGUUGAUGUUUCUUAUUAACAUUGGAGAGAUUCUACGGCGCAAACUGGUGCCAGCACAAACCGGAAUUUUUUAUCCUCCACUUGGAAGCUCUCUCCCCCUCAAUUCAUUUUCA